AUAAAAGUACUCGCGCCGAAACCAGAUUUACAAUUUAACUUAUUUUGUCAAACUGCUAGUCAAAGCAUUUAACUUACAUUAUAAAAAUGAAUACCUUCCUGAAAAUUUGCUUGAUGGUUUUUGUUGUAGCUAUUCUCACUGCAUGCUCAGAAGCACAAUAUAAUGGCUACAAUGGGGCUGCAAGGGGUGGUCGUGGUUUCGGAGGUGGACGUGGAUAUGGGGGAAGACCUGUAAAUCAAGGAAAUCAAGGCGGAGAUACUUCUCAAGGCAACAACCAAGAUGGCUACAAUGUAAACUAUGGUCAAGGAGAUCUUAACAACAAUCAGAGAAAUCAAGGAUCUCAACAAGGCUUUCAACGAAACCUAAAUGGAGGAUACUAUUAGAAAGAACAUUAUGAAAAUUAUAACCAAUGUUCUAGCACAUAAAUAAAACUAGUUAUAUAAA
Molecule: messenger RNA, 444 nt
Organism: Parasteatoda tepidariorum (common house spider)
Lineage: Eukaryota; Metazoa; Arthropoda; Arachnida; Araneae; Theridiidae
Source: RefSeq, a predicted model, not a curated record